AUGGAUUCAUUGCCAUCUCUCUCUCUCCUCUCUUUCACCUUGUAUGUUUUAUCUUUCUUCCCUUUCACUCACUCUGUAUUUGUUUUCACUUUGCCUUCUCUCUCACUUCACUGUGUAUAUUUGUUUUUGCCUUCUUUCUCUGGCACUCUCUGUGUAUGUGUUUUCUCCCUCUCUUUUCUCCUUCCUUGUGUUUAUGUGUCUGUAUAUUUUUUUUUGUUUAAUCUCAUUCACUUUCUCUUUCUUUCUAUCUAUCUCUUUCUCUCUCUCUCUCUUUCUUUCUCUCUCUCUCUCAUACACACAUUUGUGAACCCGGAACAGAUUGGCUAUGUCGGAUUUGCCAAUCUUCCAAAUCAGGUACACAGAAAAUCUGUGAAGAAAGGAUUUGAAUUUACUCUUCUUGUCGUAGGGGAAUCUGGCUUGGGUAAAUCCACAUUGGUGAACAGUUUAUUCCUUGCUGACCUCUACCCGGAACGACACAUUCCAUCUGCCUCAGAAAAGAUAAGCCAGACAGUGAAGAUAGAUGCUUCCACAGUUGAAAUUGAAGAACGUGGAGUGAAAUUGAGACUCACAGUCGUCGACACUCCUGGUUUUGGUGAUUCCUUAAAUUCUGAAGAUUGUUUUUUUUUUUUUUUAUAUUUUCUUCUUUCUCCUCUUUUUCCUUUCUUUUGUCUGUCUUUUUCCUUUCUUUUGUCUGUCUUUUUCCUUUCUUUUGUCUGUCUUUUUCCUUUCUUUUGUCUGUCUUUUUCCUUUCUUUUGUCUGUCUUUUUCCUUUCUUUUGUCUGUCUUUUUCCUUUCUUUUGUCUGUCUUUUUCCUUUCUUUUGUCUGUCUUUUUCCUUUCUUUUGUCUGUCUUUUUUCCUUUCUUUUUUUUGUCUGUCUUUUUCCUUUCUUUUUGUCUGUCUUUUUUCCUUUCUUUUGUCUGUCUUUUUUUUUUUUGUCUGUCUUUUUUUCCUUUCUUUUGUCUGUCUUUUUCCUUUUUUUUGUCUGUCUUUUUCCUUUUUUUUUUGUCUGUUUUUUUUUCCUUUUUUUUUUGUCUUUUCUUUCUUUUUUGUCUUUUUCCUUUCUUUUGUCUGUCUUUUCCUUUCUUUUGUCUGUCUUUUCCUUUCUUUUUGUCUGUCUUUUUCCUUUCUUUUGUCUGUCUUUUUUUCCUUUCUUUUUGUCUGUCUUUUUUCCUUUCUUUUUGUCUGUCUUUUUCCUUUCUUUUUGUCUGUCUUUUUCCUUUUCUUUUGUCUGUCUUUUUUUCUUUCUUUUGUCUGUCUUUUUCCUUUUUUGUCUGUCUUUUUUUCCUUUCUUUUGUCUGUCUUUUUCCUUUCUUUUGUCUGUCUUUUUCCUUUCUUUUGUCUGUCUUUUCCUUUCUUUUUUUUGUCUGUCUUUUUUUUCCUUUUUUUGUCUGUCUUUUCCUUUCUUUUUUGUCUGUCUUUUUCCUUUCUUUUGUCUGUCUUUUUUCCUUUCUUUUGUCUGUCUUUUUCCUUUUUUUUGUCUGUCUUUUCCUUUCUUUUUUGUCUUCUUUUUCCUUUCUUUUGUCUGUCUUUUUCCUUUCUUUUGUCUGUCUUUUUCCUUUCUUUUGUCUGUCUUUUUCCUUUCUUUUGUCUGUCUUUUUCCUUUCUUUUGUCUGUCUUUUUUGUUGUUUUUUUUUCUGUUCUUUUCAUCUUUCUUUUUCUCCUUUUUGCUUUUCUUUGACCACUUCAAACCAAUAAUUCAAUACAUCGAUGAACAGUUUGAGCGUUACCUCCAUGACGAGAGUGGUCUGAACAGGAGACAUAUUAUUGACAACAGGGUGCACUGCUGUUUUUAUUUCAUCAAUCCAUCUAGUCAUGGCUUGAAGCCUUUAGAUAUUUCUUUCAUGAUAUUAAACUUACCCUGGUUACAAAAAUGUGUUAUAAUGGACCAAAUUGAUGAAUUUGGCAUCAAUAUCUAUCCUCUCCCUGAUUGUGACUCAGACGAAGAUGAUGAGUACAAGGAACAAUGCCGACAGUUAAAGGAGGCUGUGCCUUUUGCCGUAGUUGGUUCUAGUGAAUCAUUUGAGGUCAAUGGUAGGAAAGUACGAGGUCGCCGUUAUCCCUGGGGAGUGGUGGAAGUAGAGAAUCCAGACCAUUGUGAUUUCAUUAAGCUACGGACGAUGUUAAUUACUCACAUGCAAGAUUUACAAGAAGUCACACAAGAAAUCCACUACGAAAACUUCCGUGCCGAGAAAUUGGCUGGCGGCAAAGUUGUUAAACAACGUUCCAGCAGAAGUGGAAUUCCCCAGCCAGACAUCAAUGACAGAGAACAGGCUUUGGCAGAAAAGGAAGCUGAGUUGCGCAAGAUGAAAGAGAUCACAGCUGACAACACCAGGAACUGGAACGGUGCUGAAUAA
This is a messenger RNA of Acanthosepion pharaonis, 2355 nucleotides long. Lineage: Eukaryota; Metazoa; Mollusca; Cephalopoda; Sepiida; Sepiidae. The record is from the annotation of a GenBank genome assembly.